AUGGAUUGCUAAGCAGUUUCAACAAAUUGUGUUCUAAGAGUAGGAGGAUGUUAAUUUAGAGUUAGUUGUGCUUUAUAUAAAGUUUAGGGUGGCUGCGUUAAGAAUGCUUGUGUAAUCCUACAGCAGCUAAAUUUGUUGAUAAAAGUUGUAGUGUAGCCGAAGCAUUAACUAGUUUUGAUAGUCAUAUUAAAUGUUUAACCGUUGGAAAAUAUACAAUCAAAGCAACUGCAGACAAGGCAAUUGGUCAAGGUUUGUAUUCCAUUUGCUGCUUAUAGUUUAUAUACAAUUAAAGAAUAAUGCAAGAAAAAUACUAAAGAGGAGAACAUUAUUUGGAAUACAAAUGCUGAUCCAGCUACUUGUGCUGACAUAUAAUGUGCCACUGCUCCAAUUGCAUCCUAUAGUGAUCAUGAUGGAUGUAGAGGAUAUCUUGCUGGAUGUACAGUAAAUGUUGUUGAUGUCAAUGGAACACCAACACUUUAAGGAUGUGUUGCAUAUAAUACAUGUAAUUCAUACACUCAUGAAGGAUAAUGUAAGUGUAGUAGUGAUAAGGAUGGCAAAGUUGCAAAUAUUGUAUGUGGAUGGAAUGGAACUAAGAAUGAAUGCUAAUGGGACACUGAAGCUAAUAAUUGUAGAUUAAAAGAAUGCAAAGAUUUUACUGGAAAAACCCAUGCUGCUUACAGGUUGCACAGCAGGAUUAAAUGAAAAAUGCGCUAAAUGAGUAAUUGUUAAGAUAUUAAGGUUAGAGCUACUUGCAUUGAAGGUAAAGUUGGUCCUUGCUUGUGGAUUACUAAAUAUGUGAAUGCUGAUUCUACCCUUGGAGCUUGCUUCUCUUAUGAAUCAUCUCAGAGCUUAGAUUGGAACAGUGAUCGCAACUGCAAAUUGAUUUCUUCAAAUUGUACAACUGAUGGUACUGAAUGUGUAGGAAUUACAAGUUGUGCAGCCACAAUCAUUAAGGGAUGUUGCAAGACAGGAACAAAUGGAUAAUGUAUCUAAACAGUAUCCGCUAAAGGAGCUAUAGAAACUAUUUGCAAGAAGUUUACCUCAUGUGCUGAUGCUUUCUACCUAACCCAUGAUGAAUGUAUUUCAGCUUUUGCAUCAGAUUACGUAACCAGAUGUAUUCUUGCUCAACAUAUACCCAAAACUAAUGUUCCAGAAACAAGGAUGGACCAUAAAAAGAUGCUAAUGGAGGUAUUACAUCAACUGAUAUUUGCGUUUGGGAUGAUACUGCCAAAUAAUGCAAGUCAAUAAUGUUCAGACCAACGUAUACUACAGAAUCAGAAUGCUCCUCCAGAUUGA
Messenger RNA from Paramecium octaurelia, 1296 nucleotides. NCBI's taxonomy places the organism in Eukaryota, Ciliophora, Oligohymenophorea, Peniculida, Parameciidae. The record is from the annotation of a GenBank genome assembly.